Messenger RNA from Anguilla rostrata (American eel), 1747 nucleotides. RefSeq names its product integral membrane protein 2B-like. Bases 247 to 1101 code for a protein of 284 amino acids. Gene Ontology annotation, molecular function: amyloid-beta binding. The record is from RefSeq and is a predicted model, not a curated record. Gene Ontology annotation, cellular component: plasma membrane; Golgi apparatus; extracellular exosome. NCBI's taxonomy places the organism in Eukaryota, Metazoa, Chordata, Actinopteri, Anguilliformes, Anguillidae. Gene Ontology annotation, biological process: negative regulation of amyloid precursor protein biosynthetic process. The transcript is spliced from 6 exons.
GAUUUGGUUUCCAUAGAUAACACCCUCUGCUGGUGAGGUUUCAGUCACAAGGGGAAGUUUUUCCGGUAUUAGAUGUAAUCGGAUAGCACCAAAGGUCGGUGAGUGUUUAUCUGCGUGAUGGUUUAAGGCACAACAGAGGGCGAAAAGAGAAAGCUGUUGAACAAGAAAUCAGAGGAACCUGAGAAGAAAGCAGUUGUAGAUUUUCUUCGUUCAAUUUGAUAUAUAAAAGAACACGCAGUUUUCACAAUGGUUAAAGUGUCAUUUAAUGCAUCGCUGGGGCAGAAAGAGCCAAAUAAAGAAGUGGAAAAUAGCGAAGUCCUCAUUCCAGAGUCCAGGGAGCUGGAAAAUGGGGUUUCUGUUUUGAGGCAGUGCAGGGCCUGGUGCAUGUGCCUAGGCCUGGCCAUCAUGCUGUCAGGUGUGGUUUUGGGUGGAGUCUGUCUCUACAGGAAGGUACAGGUACCCUUCUGGAUGUAUUUUUGCCGGGUGAGGGGUGAGGACAUUGAGGAAGAUUUCAUGGUGCGGGACAGGGACAUGGCAGUGCCAUCCCGCCUGCGGGACAUCCAGGAGACAAUCCGUGUGCUCCAGGACGAUGAGGUGGAGCUCAUCGACGUACCUAUGCCUGAAUUUGGUGACAGCGACCCCGCCAAAAUCGUACACGACUUCCCUAGGAGGCUGACCGCAUACCUGGACCUGAAACUGAACAGGUGCUACAUCAUCCACCUCAACACCUCCAUCGUCAUGCCCCCCAAGGACUUUCUGCAACUUCUGGACAACUACAAGGCUGGGAUGUACCUGCCACAGUCCUAUGUGGUCCAUGAGCAGAUGAUGGUGACUGAGCGUGUGGACAGUGUAGACCUGGGAUACUUCAUCCGCAGCCUCUGCUACGGCAAAGAGACCUACAGGCUGCAGCGCAGAGAUACUGUACUGGGCAUGCGGAAGCGCGAGGUGCAGAUCUGCCACAAGAUCGUCCACUUCGAGAACACAUUUGGAGUGGUCACCACGAUCUGUGAGCCGCGAAUUAUGGUGUCGUCCGCUUCCAGUCAAAGACAUCUGAUUCUGCUCUUGUUGUUAAAUGUGUUGUUUGUGUUGGGAUGUUGCUGAUCAGCUGAGUGUCCAGGUAAUGAUGGGACAUGUGGUUUUUUUGUAAUGUGCUGCAGUUACAUUUAGCAAUGGGUUUUGUUCAUGUAAAGUUGUCUCCUUAUCUUUUAGCAAUAUAUACAGUUGGACAGAUAUAUACAGUAUGUGAACAAAAGUUUCCAUGUGUAUAUCCUCUCUAUUUUCCUCAUCUCUACCUUUCUCUUCUGGAUCUAACAGCUAGUUUGGGGAUGUAAUGAAAACCAGGUUAAAGAAAUUUGUGGAUAUAUAUUUUUAGAUUAUCUAAAUGAACAGAAAUUCAGAAAUGCUGCUGCAAAAAAAUCGUAGGAAAACUGGAGGUAGCUGUUUUAAGUGCACAUAAAUCUCGCUAGCCCUGGGGAUUUUUUAGGUUUAAUAGUUUCAUUUUUUGUAUUAAUGAAAACACACUGCAGAAAUAAACUAUUUUGUUAACAGAAAAACUAUAUUUGUGCUGGGAUUGCUUAUCUUGAAAUAAGAAUGUUUAAGAUUCAAGUUAAAUGUAUAACGUCUGUAUUUUAUAAUAAUUUCUUAUUUUAAGAAUCUUUUUGAACAUUUUGUUGUUUUUUCUUUGGAAUAAAAUUACAGAAUUAUAAAGAUUUUCACCACACAUCCUGGUGCACUUGUUUGUAAACAA